AUGGAUAUUUAUUGGAGUGAAUUUGAAAGUGCUGCUACUGAUAAAUAUGCACGUCAAUUUAUUGAAGAAAAUUAUCGACCAAAAGAUGAUAUUACAAUCUCAACAUUACAAACACAAAUUAAUAUAUUACAAGAUGAAAAUGAACAAAUGAGAAACGAGACAAAUGAAAUUAAAAAUCGAACUACAAUUGGUAUGAAAUGGAUGAUUUCAGCUAUGAAACGUGUUAAAAUGUCUCGUAUUGACCCACCACCAGAAUUCAGAGAUUGA
Molecule: messenger RNA, 267 nt
Organism: Adineta steineri
Lineage: Eukaryota; Metazoa; Rotifera; Eurotatoria; Adinetida; Adinetidae
Source: the annotation of a GenBank genome assembly